AUGUUUCAAACUUUAUAAUUAGAAUAUGUAAAUCCUCAUAUAGCACACAUAAAAUUAAAUCGUCCAAAUAAAAGAAAUGCCAUGAAUUUAAAAAUGAUUGAAGAAAUUCCUUAGAUAAUUUAGGAGUUAAAUAACAAUUCUAAUUUGCGCUGUAUAAUAAUAACAGGUAACGGUAAACAUUUUUCUUCUGGAAUAGAUCUAAAAGACUCAGUGUUUUAAAAAGAAAUAGAAGGUUUAGAUAAUGCCCGAAAAGGAAUAAAAUUAUAUAAUAUUAUAAAAGAGUUAUAAGAAUCUAUGACAUCUUUAGAGAAAAUAAACAUUCCAAUUUUAAUGGGGGUGCAUAACGCAUGUUUAGGCUUAGCUUGUGAACUUAUUUUAGCUGCAGAUUAUAGAAUUUGCACAAAAAACUCUUUUUUUGAAUUUAAAGAAGUUGAUUUGGGAAUCGCAGCUGAUAUGGGAUUAAUUUAAAGGCUUUAAAUAAAUUGCGGAAAUCAAAGUUUAGUAAGGGAAUUAAUAUUUUCAGGAAAUCGAUUUGAUUCACAAACAGCUAUAUAAUUAGGAUUAGUAUCUUAAGUUUAUGAAAAUGAAGAAAUUAUGGUUUAAACUUUAGUUUAAAAAGCUAUAUUAAUUUCUGAAAAAAGCCCUGUUGCUAUUUGGACAAUAAAAAAUAUGCUUAAUAAAUAAAAACAUGAUAUAAUUUUAAACAAUUUGGAUUAUUUAGCUAGAAUUAAUGUUUCUUCUAUUUAAACUACUGAUAUUUAGGAAGCUUUAAAUGCUAUUUUAUUAAAUAAACAGCCUUAAUAUCCAAAAUUAUGA
Molecule: messenger RNA, 816 nt
Organism: Ichthyophthirius multifiliis
Lineage: Eukaryota; Ciliophora; Oligohymenophorea; Hymenostomatida
Exons: 2
Molecular function (GO): delta(3,5)-delta(2,4)-dienoyl-CoA isomerase activity
Source: RefSeq, a predicted model, not a curated record